AUGUUCAACGGCCGCAUCUAUGAGCAAAGUUUUAGUCUGCCUAUAGGCUCACCACUCUCACCUCUGUUGUCCACUUUCUUCAUGGACGCGUUCGAGGAGAAUUUCAAAAUGUCACCCAGGCAACCAACAGUAAUUAUACGACAUAGGGAUGACGACUUCACAAACGAAAUGGAUGAAAAAGUCAUAUUUUCCAUGGGUGUAGAAGAGAACGGACACGUAUCGCGCUUGGAUGUGGAGGUCAUUCGCUCCGAGGAAACUCUUAAGAAAAAACUUUUCAAAAAGAACUCGAAUGUUGGAAUAACUCUUAACUUCCAGUCUAACCAUAAUUAUGGAAUGAAGAUUGGAAUUCUGCUGAGUAUGAUGAUAAGAAGCUUACGACCCACUGAUUCUGAGUUCUGA
Molecule: messenger RNA, 399 nt
Organism: Protopolystoma xenopodis
Lineage: Eukaryota; Metazoa; Platyhelminthes; Monogenea; Polystomatidea; Polystomatidae
Source: the annotation of a GenBank genome assembly